ACCAGGAUUGAAGACCACUGCUAUAGAUCUAUUGGGGUGCAGGCAGCAUAGACUGGAUUGAGGCACAGAUUGCAAGACUUUCUGACAAUCAUAAUGUACGAAUAGAAACGAAAUAAUGUUGAUGUUUCUGCUUAUGACAAAGAGAGAACACCUCGACAUACCUGUCAUGAUCGCGGCCCAGGUGAAUUUUUUCCGAACUCUUACGUUUCCUUUGGCUAUCCUCACGUCGCAAAGUCUAACAUUGAUAAAUAAAAUCAUAAAUUGAAACAUUACAGAAUGUACACCGAUUUCAGAUGUUGAAUUUAAGCCUUAUUAUAACUUCUCACCUUUUCAUCGUUUUCACUGCAGGUAGAUGAUAAUCUCUUCGAUUCUUUCUUGUUCUUUUUUGACUUCUUUUUUGACUUUUUAUGCAUAUUUAGUAUACGUCCCUGUUUAGACGAAAGAAGGCAACACCACAACCAUGAAAAACUAACUAAGAAGACCGCAAUUGAAACUGGAGAAUGUUUUGGAGAGGAUUAUUCAUGUCUUGAGGUGAAGGCGAUAUUAUCAUCCUCAGUGUAAAGUAAAGUGAUUUGUAUUGCAGCGAGACUGUUAAGGACAAGUCUCUGCUGGUUAUCUCUUUUCGCAAGUUGUAUCUUUUCCGAAGAAGUGUAUACCUUAAAUGGAUCAAAUGGAAACCGGGUAAAGGAAGCUAAGUAUGCUACAUAGCAACAGUCACCACCACCACGUGUGGUCUGUCUCUUUUACACUUUCUUCCUCAAAUACAGUGUUACGUAGAAUUAGCUAGAUAACCACGCAGUACGGUGCAGUAGCCAAGUCACAAUAACAUAUAAUCAUUGUCAGUUGGCAAAACCUAGUUUAAACAGUAAAAACACGCUCACCUGAGUGCACAAGAGAAAAUUUGACAGCUGCUAGUAAACAAAACAUCCGUACUACUAGUCACGUGGAACAGAUUUUGAUCAGGAUUCAUGGGAUUUGUAGUUUCGUUUUUGGUUAAAUUCAGUUCUGUUUUAACUUCCAUGCAUCAUUCAUUGCAAAUGUACAUUUUAUUGAUUCAAUGUAUAUCUGCAACUAGUCUUUUGUUUUUACAAAACACUGUUAUCAUUCACUACACAAUAGUCGCCGACAAAAUAACAGGACUUAAGAUAAACUACAAUGUACGGAUUUUACGUAGCUGUGUGGCGUAGAAAGCGGCGCCUACGAAUUUUUGUCGAGUAAAAUGGCAGAGCUCAUGAAAGGCGACGCAGGACAACUACACCAGGGGGACGUCGAUAUAAAGGGUGGUGGUGAAGAUCCACGCACACUUGUGGAGCACCAAGCAGAUGAGACUGUCUCCUCUGUUGGCACUGAGAUGAAGGCUGAGGCCGUGGAAGUGGGAGACAGCGAUGCCAAGACGUCAACAACAACCAUCGAGAGACAUCUCUCUAUUCAGACCAAACUGGAAGGGCUGGAGGUGCUUGUUGAUCUUAAUGGCGCUGGGAGAAAGUCCUGCCCACUCUGCCCUGAGGAGAAAUUCAAGGCCUGCUACAGCCACAAACUCAGACGCCAUCUUCAGAACCUCCACUGGAAAGUCUACGUGGAGUUUGAGGGUCAACGAAUGUGCAUUUGUCACUUGCCCUGUCGACAACUGAAGCCCAACCUCAAUGGAGACCAGGCUUCAGGAAGGCUGGUGGCCCACUACCACUGUGUGGUGUGUUCAGUCACCAUUGCCCGUAAGACCGACAUGAUCAGCCACCUGAAGCGCCACGUGAACAAGGGAGAGACGGAGGCCAGCUACUCCAGCAGUUCCGACAUGCCCUGCGAGGAGCCAGCUUCCUCUGGACAGGCCUAUGAGAUCAUGAAGGAGCUGGGAACCAAUGUGCAGCUGCUGCCCAACCACACCACCCCUCAGAAGACCGACACAUACUUCAACCGCAAGAUGAAGACUAACAGGCAACUUGUAUUCUGUGCCCUAGCAGUUUUAGCCGAGGAGAGGAAUCCAUUGGAGUGUCUAGAUGCGUUUGGAGCCACAGGCAUCAUGGGUCUCCAGUGGGCCAAGCACCUACGGAACGCCGUCAAGGUGACCAUAACCGACAUCAACGAUGCGUGCGUCAAAAUGAUCCGCGAAAACUGCCACCUGAAUCACAUCCGUGUGGAAGGCUCCCGGGGUCCCCGGACCCCCGACGUACCUGACGUAGAGGGGGUGCCCAUCGCCACGGUGGAGGUCACCAAGAUGGACGCCAACGUGAUCAUGCAUCUCCGCCCCUUCGACUACAUACACCUGGAUCCGUUCGGCACGGCGGUGAACUACCUGGAUGCGGCGUUCCGGAACGUGCGGAACCUCGGCAUCAUCUCCGUGACGUCCACGGACACCGGCUCGCUCUACUCCAAGUCCCUGAACGUCACCCUGCGUCACUACGGCUGCCAGAUCGUCAGGACGGAGUACUACAGGGAGCUGGCGGCGCGGAUGGUGCUCGCCACUGUGGCCCGGGCGGCGGCUCGCUGCAACAAGGGCAUCGAGGUGCUUCUGGCCGUGGCUGUGGAGCACUUUGUCCUGGUGAUAGUCCGGGUGCUCAGGGGCCCCACGCAGGCAGACGAGUCAGCCAAGAGGAUGCAGCACCUCAUCCACUGCCAGUGGUGCGAGGAGAGGGUCUUCCUCAAGCAAGGCAGCAUGGUGGAGGAGAGCCUGUACAGACAGCUGCCCUGCAACUGUCAUGGUAGCAUGCCUGGCAAGACCGCUGUGGAGCUGGGGCCCCUGUGGUCAGGGCCUCUGUUUAACUCUGGCUUCCUAAGGAGAAUGCUGUUUGCAGCUGUCCAGCACAGCAUGGAGGACGUCCAGGCUCUGGUCAAGACUCUCAUCUGUGAGUCUGAGUGCACCACCCUGAAGUCCUCCGUCCACGGAUCCUCCACCCUCGUCAACCAAGUGGAAUGUGGCGUUGUCAUCAAGACGUUACAGAAGGUCGAGGACUCUGGAUCCUCUGACCAGACAGGAAAGAGGAAGUCAGGGGAUGAGCCUGGUAAUGUUGUAAAGAAACUGAAGUCCGAGGCGUCUCUGGAACAUCCAGGGUUCUACUACAGCAUCCACCGCCACAGUAUCCGAGGCAUGAACAUGCCCAAGUUGAACAAGUUCCUCCAGUACCUGACAGAGGCAGGGUUUCGAGUGAGCAGGACUCAUUUUGACCCGACCGGGGUUCGGACCGAUGCCACCCUGGAGCAGUUCAAGUCUGUGCUCACCAAGUACAGCGUGCCCACUUACACCAACACCCCGGCCGGGCAGGCGGGCCUUGGGACCGAGCAGGCUGGGAGGGGGGCGGACUGAUCCAUCCCAGCUGGGCAGGGGGGCGGACUGAUCCAUUCCGACCCGGGGGAAAUCUGCUGGAUCAGAACCAAAGAGUUCUGAUAGCACUGAUUACAUGCACCUAUCUGUUUAACUUCCCAAUUGGUGUACCUUUUUACCCUUUCUCGUGGGAGGGUGACGGUGGUAUUGAAACCAAAUCAAAAUCAACAACUUCUUCCAUUGUCUUGAUGUCUGUCAGUGUUAACCAAACUGAGCCUACAGAACAAAACCCAUUGAUAUUUAUUUGUUUUGGCGUGACAGUAUGCUCCGGAAUAUUUUUUUAGUUGCAAAUUUGAGUUAUCUUGAGUGGGCAGAACUUUUUAGCUUCUUUUUUUUGUUUGUACAUUUGUACUCUGUGUUAUAAAAUAGUUAUUAAAAUGUUCACAUUUGUGUGCCUAUU
Osmerus eperlanus (European smelt) is the source of this 3716-nucleotide messenger RNA. RefSeq names its product tRNA methyltransferase 1-like (gene trmt1l). The record is from RefSeq and is a predicted model, not a curated record. Bases 1220 to 3298 code for a protein of 692 amino acids. Gene Ontology annotation, cellular component: nucleus. The transcript is spliced from 16 exons. NCBI's taxonomy places the organism in Eukaryota, Metazoa, Chordata, Actinopteri, Osmeriformes, Osmeridae. Gene Ontology annotation, biological process: tRNA N2-guanine methylation. Gene Ontology annotation, molecular function: tRNA (guanine(10)-N2)-methyltransferase activity; RNA binding.